Molecule: messenger RNA, 2799 nt
Organism: Knipowitschia caucasica
Lineage: Eukaryota; Metazoa; Chordata; Actinopteri; Gobiiformes; Gobiidae
Source: the annotation of a GenBank genome assembly
AUGAAGAAAGCAGCGAAAGCAAAGUUCACCUCAGGACAAGAACACGUUUGCCACAUGGAGCAGUACAUCGGAGCCAUGCAGAAGCUCUCUGUCACCUGUCAAUCAAAUGGAGAGGCUGAAGUGGGAGGAGCCUUCUGCAAACUGGCCGACUUCUCCAGAGAACUGCUAGGACCCACCAAGAACCUGCUCAAGUCUCUUCUUCAUAACGUGAAUUUCUUCCUUGAGUCUGUGGUGAAGGGCGAUCUACGGGACGUCCGAGGGGAGCUGAAGAAGCCCGUGGAUCGCGCCUGGAGAGACUACGACUCCAGAUUUAAGCAGGUGGAGAAGGAGAAGCGUGAUCUGGCGCGUCAGUAUGGGAUGGUGCGAACAGAAGUCUCUGGAUCUGAACUUGCAGAAGAACUUCACCACGAGAGACGAUCGUUCCAACUGAGCAUGUGCGAGUACUUGAUCAAAGUGAAUGAGAUCAAAACCAAACGAGGAGUCGACCUUCUGCAGAAUCUCACUAAGCACUACCACAGCCACAACAUUUUCCUUCAGGAGUGCGUCUCCACUUCCACUCGACUCAAACUCUACAUGGAGCAACUCAAUUCUGUGUUAUCUACGGUGAAGCAGCGACAGGAAGAGCAGAAGAAACAAUUAAUAUCUUUGAGAGACCUGCUGAGACCAGAAGAAGACCAGGAUCCUGCUCCCAAAGUCUUCACUCUGCAGAAAGUUGUUGGAGACAAAAACUUUGGGACUGAAAAAAGCGGCUUUCUGUACAAGAAGAGCGAUGGCCUACGGAGAAUGUGGCAGAAGAGGAAAUGCUGUGUCCAAGACUGUUACCUGACUAUCGCCCAUGCAACGACGAACAAAGCUCCGACUCGUCUUAAUCUGCUCACAUGUCACGUCCGACCGAGCGAUGAAGACAAGAAGUGUUUCCACUUGGUCUCCAACAACAGGACGUACCACUUCUUGACGGAGGACGAGGCAGAAUGUUUUGCAUGGGUGUCAGUGCUUAUAAACAGUAAACAGGAAGCUCUGGAUGCAGCGCUUGACGACAGUCGCCGCGGUAACGGUCUUAGCGACAGGGGCGGGGCCAGUAAGGAUCUAACGAGAGCUGUCACUCAAGAAAUCCGACGAAUGAGAGGCAACGAGUGCUGCUGUGACUGCAGUACUCCAGAUCCGAGCUGGCUCUCCACUAACCUGGGCGUCCUCACAUGUCUGCAGUGCUCUGGCGUCCACAGAGAGAUGGACGAAGUAACACGAGUCAGGAGCCUGAGCCUAGACAGUCUGAGCCCCACGGAUCUGCUGUUGGCUCGUAACGUUGGAAACUCUGGUUUUAACGAAGUCCUCGAAGCCAAUCUCCUGAGUCCGAGUCUGAAGCCAGGUCCAGAGAGUCCCAUGGCGAGGAGGCGGGACUUCAUCCUGUGUAAAUAUCAGAGUCUCCAGUUUGUGCGUCGCAGUCCGACCAAUCAGAGCCAACGUCUGGAGCACGCCACAAGACACGCCCACAUCUACGGACUACUGCAGCUGUACGCUGAGGGGGCGGAGUUAAGCCAGCCUCUCGCCAAUCACAUGCAGGAGCAUGGAGAGAGCGCUCUGCACCUCGCGGUGCUUCUGGCCGACAGGACAUCUCUGCACAUCGUUGAUUUCAUUGCCCAGAACUGUGCUAACGUGGAUGCGCUAACUUCCUGUGGGAACUCUGCGCUGCAUUACAGCUGUUUACAUGACCAGAGCGACUGCGUCAAACUGCUGCUCCGCGCUAAAGCUAAUGCUAACAUUAAAAAUGAGUUUGGAGAAACUCCUCUGGACGUGUGCCGUCGUCUGAAGAACAGCCACUGUGAGGCUCUGAUCUCUGCGUCUCACGGUGAGAGGCUGCGUCACGUCGAAUAUGAGUGGAGACUGAACACAGACCAGAGCAACGAGCUUUGUGACAGUGAUGAGGAUAGUGAGAGUUUCCCACUCAAACAAGACCGCGCCUCCUUCUCCUUCUCUCGUCCAAUCACAACUUCUGCCUCCCUCUUCGCACCACCCCCCUCUCUGGCGAUUGGCCGAAGACUAGCCAUGGCAACUGCAGCCCCGCCCCUCCCACCCAGAGUCACAGCCCCUCCCACUGUCAGCGAAGAUGAGAAUGAGGAUGGUGGGGUCUUCGUCAUCGUGAACAGGAAGUGCUCUCUGACUCCACCGCCUGUGGCUGUGCGCCGCAAAAGGACGUGUUCCGAGUCCAACAAACACGACCCUCGCGCCCCCCCGAGGACUCAGCGUGGCCCCCCCUCCUCACGUUCACAGACGUGUGCCGCUACUGACACUCACAGAGGAGUCCGUCGUGCCGACAGCGAUGUUACAUUUUCGUCUACUCAGAGUCCGUGUGACAGGACAACAGCUAAUCAUAGGUCUCAGAGUCUGGAGAGUGACAGCCGAGGCCCCGCCCCCCAGCCGAGGCCACGUACCUCAUUGGUUGGAGGGGGCGGGGUCAGAUCCAGAAGAGGCGGGGCCAGUGUCUCCAGGGUGACGCCUCCACCUGUUUCCACAGUGAUGGAGCGUGCAGUUGCCAUGUACGACUGUGAAGCUGAUCACGAAGAUGAGCUGAGCUUUAAAGAAGGAGAAACUUUAGUGAUAGAAGAGAGGCUGGACCAGGACUGGUGGGACAUGUGGAGAACUCUCCGGAGCUCAGAGGACUUUUUCCUGCAGCGUUUGUCCAACUACUCUGAGACGUCGACCGAGACCCGGACCCGGACCAGCACAAGCAUCAACACUGGACGAGUCCAGUCCAGGACCGGACAAUUCCAGGACACAGGGUGGUUUCAGAAUGACGAGUAA